GUUGCCUCGUUGCGGCUCCUUCUCCUCCUCUGAGGCGAAGGUGGCGGACGGGCCCCGCGGCGCUGAGGGCUUCUGGCCGGCGAAGAUCCCUGGCCGUUUGCUUCCUUCCUCCUCCUCCUCCUUCUCGGCCUUCCCCUGCGGCUUGUCUCGGUCGGGCGCCCCUGCCUUCCCUUCGCCUCGGAGCCCCGAGCCGGGAUGCGCCCCGCCGCCGCGCGCUGCCUGGAGGCGGCCCCGGCGAGGAGGCGGCGCGGGUGAAGCGGCCCCGGAGCGGCGGUGGCGGCGGAGGCAGGGGAGCAGCGUCCCUCGACCCCGGCGGAGAAUGAUGAAGUCCUCUUUACAUGCAGAAGAGGAUGAUUUUGUGCCUGAGCUUCAGAGAAGUAUCCAUCCCCGUGAAAGACCAGAUUGGGAGGAGACCCUCAAUGCAAUGGCAAGAGGAGCAGACAUCCCUGAGAUUUCCGGAGAGUUAUCCUUGCGGACCUGCGGCACCACAGCUAGCAUGAAAGUGAAGAAUGUGAAAAAAUUGUCCUUCACCAAGGGCCAUUUUCCAAAGAUGGCAGAGUGUGCACACUUCCAUUAUGAAAACGUGGACUUUGGCAAUAUACAGCUUUCACUCCCCGAGGAACAGAAUGAAGUAACAAGGAAUGGCUGUGAGUCCAAGGAGCUUGUCUACCUGGUACAAAUAUCUUGUCAGGGCAAGAACUGGAUUGUGAAGAGGAGUUACGAAGACUUUCGAGUGCUCGAUAAACAUCUUCACCUAUGUAUUUAUGAUAGACGCUUUUCUCAGCUCUCAGAGCUACCCCGUUCGGAUGCCCUGAAAGAUAAUCCGGAGCUUGUUACCCAGAUGCUGAUGGCUUACCUGUCCCGACUCUCAGCCAUUGCUGGCAACAAGAUAAAUUGCGGUCCCGCUCUCACAUGGAUGGAGAUUGAUAACAAGGGGAAUCGCCUCCUAGUUCACGAGGAGUCUUCCAUUAAUGUUCCUGCUAUUGCAGCUGCUCAUGUUAUCAAGAGAUACAUUGCCCAGGCAGCAGACGAACUCUCCUUUGAGGUUGGGGAUAUUGUUUCUGUUAUUGAUAUGCCUCCAAAGGAAUUGACCACUUGGUGGAGGGGGAAACAUGGAUUUCAGGUGGGAUUCUUUCCUAGUGAAUGCGUUGAACUGAUUAACGACAAAGUCCCUCAGUCAGUGACCAAUUCUGUACCAAAGCCAGUGUCCAAAAAACACGGCAAGCUUAUUACUUUCUUGCGUACAUUCAUGAAGUCUCGACCAACCAAGCAGAAACUGAAACAGCGUGGGAUCUUAAAGGAGAGGGUGUUUGGCUGUGAUCUUGGAGAACAUCUUCUGAACUCUGGCCACAAUGUUCCCCAGGUCCUCAAGAGUUGCACUGAAUUCAUUGAAAAACAUGGUAUUGUGGAUGGAAUCUACCGUCUGUCUGGGAUCGCAUCCAAUAUCCAAAAAUUACGGCAUGAGUUUGACUCCGAACAAAUCCCCGACUUGACAAAAGAUGUCUAUAUUCAGGAUAUACACUGUGUGGGUUCACUCUGCAAACUUUAUUUUCGAGAACUCCCCAAUCCUCUGCUCACCUAUCAGCUCUAUGAGAAAUUUUCGGAUGCUGUAUCUGCUGCUACCGACGAAGAAAGACUGGUGAAAAUCCACGAUGUCAUCCAGCAGUUGCCACCACCACACUACAGGACCCUGGAGUUCCUUAUGAGGCAUUUAUCACACCUGGCUGAAUAUUGUGCCAUCACAAACAUGCAUACCAAGAACUUAGCCAUUGUCUGGGCACCAAACCUACUAAGAUCAAAACAGAUAGAAUCUGCUUGCUUCAGUGGAACAGCAGCUUUUAUGGAAGUACGAAUCCAAUCAGUGGUGGUGGAAUUCAUUCUCAAUCACGUGGAUGUCCUUUUCAGUUCUAAACUCAGCUCUGUCAUUCGAGAGAGUGCAGGUCACAGUUCCUUGUCACGCCCUAAAUCUUUGCUGGUGUCGUCUCCCUCGACAAAGCUGCUUACCUUAGAGGAGGCCCAGGCAAGGACUCAGGCACAGAUCAAUUCUCCAGCCCUGACAGACAGCAAGUACAUCGAAGUAGGAGAAGGACCCGCUGCUUUGCAGGGGAAGUUCCAUACCAUCAUAGACUUCCCCUCUGAAAGAAAGAGGCCUCCCAGUAAGAUGAAAAAAUCCCCCGUUGGCAGCUGGCGCUCCUUCUUUAACCUGGGAAAAUCAUCCUCUCUUUCCAAACGGAAACUGCAGCGCAACCCAAGCGAGCCAUCCGAAAUGAAGGCGAUCGCUCUGGCAGGAGGAAGAGGAGACAGUGGAACCCUGCGCUCCGCCAAGAGCGAAGAGUCUCUUUCAUCGUUGCAUGCAAUAGAUGGUGAGUCUAAACUCUUUCGACCCCGAAGGCCAAGAUCGAGCAGCGAUGCUUUGUCCGUUUCUUUCAACGGGGAAUUGUUGGGAAACAUGAAUCGCUGCAAUUCUUACGACAAUCUUCCCCAGGACCAAGAAAGCGACGGCGACGAGGGACACCUGCAGGUCCCUGCCCUCAUUUCUCCCAGGUCGGCAGAGGACGUCGACCUGAGCCCGCCGGAGAUUGGGGUGGCUAGCUUGGAUUUCGACCCAAUGUCUUUUCAGUGCAGCCCCCCCAAAGCAGAAUCCGAGUGUCUCGACAGCAGCACCUCCCUGCUGGAGUCAGUGGACUACAACAAGGAUAAGCCAAGCCUCUUCAAGAAAGAGCUGGACUCGGGCAGCCAAUCUCACACGCCCUGCAGCGCCACCAGCUCGGAACCAGUUUCUCCUUACCAAGAAAAAAACCCAAGUCCCUUCUUCACCCUGGAUUUGAGGCCCUCUGAAGAGAGACCCUCAAAAAUCCUGUCUUUCUCCGAGAAGCUCACCUGUGCCUAUUCCCCCAAGUCGGGCCAAAAGCCAGUCAAGUCUCCACCUGUCGCGGGAUCGGAGCCCGUUCCUUAUUCUGCCCCCAGCCGAAUGCCAGACGUGGUCACUGGAGGAGUGUCAGAAAGCGUUGGCCCUUUGGAUUGGGCUAAAAAUACCGCCGACGGCAACGAAGCAUCAAGCAUGUCCCUCUCCCAGCUCAUGGUGUCACCUCUGAGAAGCAAUGAGAGUAGGCACGGUGAAGAGCACCAGCAGGAACUCCAGAACGCGGGAGAUACCAAGAAAGCAGAGCUUCAAGAAGAGGUGGAUCCCCUUACGCUCAGCAGCGGCCAGAGUAAGCCUGUACCUUCUGGACUGACACAGCCAGGAGCCGUUGCCCUUGCCACCCCCCAGGAUUCUGCUCCAGUCAAUUCUGUUUCUGUUGUCCCUCCUCCACCUCCGAAAAAUGCCGCCCGCAUCCUGGCUCUUGCUCUGGCCGAAUCUGCCCAACAAGCUUCUGUUCAGUCUCAGAAGAAACCCGAUAUUUAUUCAGACUGUAACAACUGCGGGAAAAGUGAAAGCGCGGGAACUCUAGAAAAAUUCCACCCGUAUCCCGGCUCUGCUUCAGAAAGGCUCCAGUUCUAUGCUCCUCUGCCAGAGAACCCGCUCAGUUUUCAGAUGGUUGGGGACCUUCAAAGAAGCGGGCUGCCCUCAGUUCAGGGCCCCCAAAUCAGUGGCGUGUCCGAAGGCGACAACCAUCUCCACGUUGUCACAUCUGAACAUCGGGACCACGCCACUUUCUCUAACAACAUGGCAGGGGACCUUCACGGUGGUACUAACAUGGUCUGGGACCACUCCCACUUCUAUCCAUGUACAGUGGGGGACACUCACCUUCUCACUCAAUCUUUUGCCUCGGAAGAUCAGAGUCAUCUUCAUUCCUGUCCUGGACGAGCUGUUCAGGCCGAGCCACCUACAGCGGAGAUACCCCCAGAAAGUCCUCCUCUCCAUGCUGGGAUCCCUUUGGAUAAGAACCCAAUCCAGGCCACCAAGAUUCAUCUUCCCCUCUGUAAAGUGGAGGACAGACUCCUUCCCUUCCCUCCGGUCCCUCCUGGGGAGAAAAACGUCCCCGAUGACCUGGCCUGCGUAAUAAAGAACUACCCGGCAGCUGCCAAACCUAAUCCUGGCAUGUCCAGACAGAACAUCCCCCCUCAGCCUUCUACAGUCACCAGCAACAUUUCAUGGGGGGAAGCAGCUCUUCCUGCAGGAAGCCACCAAGUUCUACCCGUGAGACCAGGGGACCAGCCAGCUGUGGGACAGACUCCUCCUAAGAAACCUUCCGGCGGCUUCAGUCAGGUACAAGGAGAGGCAACUCCAGACAAAUUGCUGGAGCCUAGAACAGCUGAGUCAGCUCCCGUCGUGGGGGCUGAGGCCAGUGCUACAAUCCAGUGCACUUCAGCCACCCCAGUGGCUCUGUUUCAUCAGGGACAUUUGGAGAAACCCCGAGAAAACAUCAGGGCUCCACCUUUACAGAUGAGGUCCGAAUCUGUCCCAGCUCAAUCAUCGUACGCUUUCAUGCCUCCAGUGCCGCCUGUGAGGACAAUGGAGAGCAAACUUGCAGCCGCCAUGCAUUCCAACAGCACCGAUACGAUAAACCCUGCCCAUUUCCAUGCUUUUAUGGCUUCUUCCUCAUUGCCGUUGUCAGCAGAGGAUGUGUUGGCAACCUCUACCCUGUCUAAGCAAACAUCCCUUCCAUCAGCCUAUUUCCUUCCCUCCAAGUCAGAAAGCACGCCGGAGGCUCCAGCGCAUCCCAAACCCUCAUCGGCUCAUCAGUACAGGGCUGAAAAUAGCCAGCCCCACCUUUUUCACAGCAAGUCUGAGCAGCAUCCGGGCUACCCUUCUCUUUCGGAGGCCCCACCUUCCUUAGGGUCCCGAUAUAACGCAUACACCAAUCAAGGAAAGAGCCCGUAUGUUCAUUAUGCCAAGCCUCGCAGUCGGAUCGAAUAUCUGUCUUCCCUAAGCCCAACGAUGAGCAGCAGUUGCGCGGAGGAAGCCCCACCCUACCCCACCAUCCGGAGGGUGCAUUCUCUGCAUGUGUCCACCCCCUCCGCCAUCCGAUCAGUUCCCAUCUCCCGCACUGAGGUGCCUCCUGAUGACGAUCCCCUUUAUUGCCCUAGACCCCUCCUCCAGUACAAGCCAUAUCAGCCCCACGGAGAUUAUCACGUCACUCAGUUGCAACCUUAUUUUGAGAACGGCCGGGUUCAUUACCGAUACAGCCCGUACUCAAGUUCCUCCAGCGUUUCUUGUUACACUGCAGGCGAGGGUGGAUUUUACGACUUGGACCCUUACGGUACAGUGCGUUUGAGGCAGUUCCAUCCUCUCCCAGGCAAAGAUUUUCCAUCCUACUCCAAGUUACCGACCAAGAACCUCUAUCGCUGUCCUGGUUUACCACCCUACCCUCGGGGAGGUCUUCCUGGGCAUCUAGCUGGCAAAGAGCAUAGUUUCAUUAGCAGGGACGUGCCGCCUGCCCCUGAUGUCAAACCCAUGUACGUCUCCUGGGACUUGGAAGAUAUGGAGAAAUACUGUAUGCAGUCCAUCCGCCGAGAGAGCCGUGCCCGUCAGAAAGUCAAGGGACCAGUCAUGUCCCAGUAUGACAACGUAGCCCCUUUGUUGCAAGAGGAGGUACGUGCCACAGACAUUGUUCACUUGCGCAGCAAAUCUGAUCCUGGGAAAACUGGACUCCUCACUGUUGCUGACGGGAAAGAAGGGAGAUACCUAAGCAAGGGAGGGGCACCCGAGGGAGAGGAACACUACUAUGGACCCCAGCCAGAACCGGACGUUGACAGAGCCCAUUACCGCGGAGGUUAUGGGAACGGACAGUCAGAGAAACCUCUGCUCCCUCAGAAACAAAGCAGCCUCAGGAGCAGGAAACCGCCCGAGGCUGGUUGUAAUUCCAUUGAGCACAGAAUGCACCUUGCACACGAAGCAGCCCACAGGCAGCCGCCAGAUGCUAAAAAUGCCCCUUCCUACCCUGAUUACCGACCAAAGGGCCACCCGCCAGAACCCACGGAAACCCUGAUAUAUCAGCACUCGGGUGGGAAAUACAUCCCGGCCAAUCAUGACGUGUUGAGACUGAACCAUAAAGAGGCGAAGCUGGCCGAGGACGGAGAGCGGGCUCGGUCACGACACCCGGCUGCUCCAGCUGAAAAGCACUCCAGAGACUGCUAUAAAGAGAGUGAGCACUACGGGCAGCCUCCGGGCCCACCGCCGAAGCCGGAACGGAGCCACAGCCUCCGGUUCCAGCACUCUGAGAGCACACAGCGGGAUGCCAGUCUCCUAUACCCAUACCAAACCCUUGGCAAACGCCAAAGUACGACUGUGGUAUCCCAGUAUGAUAAUUUGGAUGAUUACCGUACCAUGCCUCAGCACCAAAGAGGGGGAUACUCUGGAGGAGGAGGGGGAGUGGCACCUUCUUUUCCUCAUCCACAUAGUAGGACUUAUGCCACAGCUUUGGGCCAAGGGGCGUUCCUACCGUCUGACCUUUGCCUUCAGCGGCCAGAGACGGAAGUCCAUGCAGAGUGAGCUCGGGGAGGGGGCGAAGGGAUAGAGUGUUAGCAGCCUCUGCUGGACAGUGGACUGGUUUAUUUUUUCAAUGAUGCACAAACAUGCACACGAACACACAAAAGCAACUCCUUCCAUUAGCCCCGUUGCGUUUCUGCUCCGUCCGGUCCUCAUGCCGCUUAUAGGGACAUUUAAAAACAAAACAACAACACUAAAGGCAUAGUUUUAUCCCGUCGUUUAAAAUGUAGCUUGCAGCAGCCACACACGGGCUUAUUUUUUGUUGUUAAAACUUGAAGACGCAACCGUUCUCCAGGAAGAGCAGCAUUAAGGAUGAAGAGAGAGAUGGGUCGCACUGUGAAUGAUGCUCAGUUUCCAUAGAUUUCAACUCACGGCGUUUCCCUUUUAGCGGUCCCCAUCCUUUAAAGCCACACGCAUGAUGUACGUAUCGAUAGGCUAACCCAGACGUUUCUUCUCCAGGCAAAAAGUCCCUUGUUACGUGAUCGUUUAGAGGAAGUUUUUUAUGGAAUGCCAAGCUUUAGUAAAUAUUUUAACUUGGUCCUUUCAGGUUUUAUGCCUCAAAUUCCAGGAGAGGUGGGGGGGGGGGAUGAUUUUUGCAUUGUGUGCUAUUCUCCCUUUAAUUAUACUACCACGUCUGAUCACUUUUUUGCACCCUCAAUUUUGUUUUCCCUAUUUGUCAAGGUGCAAGCCAGUCACCUGUUGGGCGCCUGGUAUCAGUAAGAAGGUAGUGAGGUCUCAGGCAUGUUACCUGGUUUCAUUUCCCCAUGAAGAAAUCUGUAAUAAACUGCUUCAUAUAUUUGGAGAAGUGAGAGUGAGUGGGGGAGGGAGGGUACUGUUCAUACGUUACAAAUUGAGCUAUGCUUUGCCAGACCUACAGGCGGUGCCUGUAUUAUCUCAUAAAGGGAAUCAUCCUGAACAUCUUUUGCGUAUUUUGCAAAAGCUUCUGAAAAACAGAAUAUCCAGAAUAUUUUUCUCCUGCAUGAGAGCCAUUGAAAAGCGUGAUGCUGGGUUCCACCCCCCCCCCCCCAGAAGUCACGGA
This is a messenger RNA of Thamnophis elegans (Western terrestrial garter snake), 7472 nucleotides long. It is a transcript of the gene ARHGAP32, whose product is annotated as Rho GTPase activating protein 32. Gene Ontology annotation, biological process: small GTPase-mediated signal transduction. Gene Ontology annotation, molecular function: phosphatidylinositol phosphate binding; GTPase activator activity; protein binding. Lineage: Eukaryota; Metazoa; Chordata; Lepidosauria; Squamata; Natricidae. The record is from RefSeq and is a predicted model, not a curated record. Gene Ontology annotation, cellular component: nucleoplasm; Golgi apparatus; fibrillar center.